UUUGUGGGAGGACGAAAAGUCUAAUUUUAGUAAAAAUGUAAUAAGAUUUGAACUCUGUAUAUUAAACCUCUGAAGCUGAUUCAGUUUCUCAGGGUGAGUGGAUGAGAGAGGGUUGAAGGAUGGAAGAGACGGAUUCAAUAUUAGAAGGGACUGAUGAUGCAGAUGAGAGAUUAAAGGUUUUCAUUCUUUCCUCAGUCUUUAUCCUCAGCACCAUCCUUAUCGUCAUCAUCUGCCUUAGUUUCUUCUUGGCUUGCAAUCAACCAAACCUGGAAAGCUUAAACCAGGAAAACAAGAUCUCAUCAGAUAAUUCAGUUCUCUAUUCUCCAGGUAUCCUAGAUGCUACCGGAACACUGGAACCUAAACUAUGUCCAGUCCAUGGAACUCUGAUGGAGAUCAUACCUACACCAGAAACGGUUUGUGAGAUUCAGAAUACCCAACAGUGGAGGAAGGAUAAAAUCCGUCCCGUUCAAUCUCUCCAACCUCUCUCCGUCUUUAAUCUUCUUCCUCAAACUCACCCUGCUGAACAGUGAACAUCUCUUCUCCUCCAACCCUGCUGAACAGUGAACAUCUCUUCUCCUCCAACCCUGCUGAACAGUGAACAUCUCUUCUCCUCAAACCCUGCUGAACAGUGAACAUUUCUUCACCUCAAACCCUGCUGAACAGUGAACAUUUCUUCACCUCAAACCCUGCUGAACAGUGAACAUUUCUUCACCUCUAACCCUGCUGAACAGUGAACAUUUCUUUACCUCCAACCCUGCUGAACAGUGAACAUUUCUUUACCUCCAACCCUGCUUAACAGUGAACAUCUCUUCUUCUCCAACCCUGUUGAACAUUGAACAUCUUUUUCUCCUGCAACCCUGCUCUGAACAGUGAAAAUUUCUUCACCUCCAACUCUGCUAAACAGUGAACAUUUCUUCUCCUCCAACCCUGCUGAACAUUGAACAUCUCUUCUCCUCCAACUCUGCUGAACAUUGAACUUUUCCUUCAACCCUACUGAACAGUGAACGUCUCCUCCAACCUUGCUAAACAGUGAACUUCUUUUCCAACCCUGCUGAACAUUGAACAUCUCUUCUCCUCCAACCCUGCUGAACAUUGUACAUCUUUUCUCUUCCAACCCUGCUGAACAGUGGAUAUCUCUUCACCUCCAACUCUGCUGAACAUUGAACAUAUCUUCUCCUCCAGUAAUGCUGAACAGUAAACAUCUCUUCUCCAACCCUGCUGAAUAGUUAACUUUUCCUUCAACCCUACUGAACAGUGAACGUCUCCUCCAACCUUGCUAAACAGUGAACUUCUUUUCCAACCCUGCUGAACGUUGAACAUCUCUUCUCCUCCAUCUCUGCUGAAUAGUAAACAGCUCUUCUCCUCCAACCCCGCUGAAUAGUAAACAGCUCUUCUCCAACCAUGCUGAACCUCCCAGUCCGUCUGUGCUCAUAUAUCGUUUCUUACGUAAUAAUCCUACGUAAUCUUUUAUUCAUGUUUAUCAGAACUUAAUUUUUUUAAACUCCUCUCAAAACCUUUUCAUCUUAUUCUACUCCUGUUUUAUUUAAAUUUCCUUCCAACAAUCCUUCUAUCCUUCUCGCUUUGUCCUUGUCCUAUUGUAUCUUUGCCUUAUCCUUGUCUCAAGCCUACAUACUAUCCUACACAUUGUGAUACUUCUCUCUCACUCACAUGGUUCUUUUUACUUAUAUAAAUACAUCUAUGUUUAACUUAAAAAGAUUAAAAUUCCUGAGCUCGCUAUCUUUUCUCUUUUAAGUU
Molecule: messenger RNA, 1755 nt
Organism: Eurytemora carolleeae
Lineage: Eukaryota; Metazoa; Arthropoda; Copepoda; Calanoida; Temoridae
Exons: 4
Coding region: 120-530 (136 amino acids)
Source: RefSeq, a predicted model, not a curated record